AUGCGACAUAUCAUUCUUCGAGAUACAUCAAUCGACGAAGAAGAGGAAGAUCAACAAGAUGAACACCAUUUUGAUUCAUCUUUAAAUGUGGUUGCAACACUUUUCAGCAUUGAAUUAAAUAAAUUAAUAAAAGAUGAAAUUGAAAUAGCACAUGAAUAUGAAAAUAAAAUUGAAAUAAAAGAAAAAGAAUAUAUUGAACAAUUUCAUCAACUUGAUAUUUAUUGUCAAUCUUAUUUAAAUAAAAUGGAAAUGAAAAUAAAAGAAUUACAUGCUGAUAUUGAAUUAAAUCUUUUAAAUGAAGAAUAUAUUAAGAAAUUAAAUAUUAUUUUAAAUAAAAUCGAACAAUUAGAAAAUGAACAAAUCGAACAACUUAAACAAGAAUCAAAUUAUUUUGAAGAUGAUAUAAAACAAUUAGAAUUUGAACGACAACAAUUAAUUGAUCAAAUUGGACAAAUUGAUAAUGAUUUAAAUCUAGCUAUACAAACAAUUUAA
Molecule: messenger RNA, 492 nt
Organism: Rotaria sp. Silwood1
Lineage: Eukaryota; Metazoa; Rotifera; Eurotatoria; Philodinida; Philodinidae
Source: the annotation of a GenBank genome assembly